AUGCGGGCUGAGCUGUCAGCCUCCUCUGGCCCGGCCAGGGCUCACCCCAGACCCCUCGAGGGCUGCGGACAGGGAGGGCUCCGGGCGGCGGUCGGUGUCUGUGAGCGAGGAUUGGGCGGGGGCGAGAGGCUGGGGUCGCAGGAGAGGGUCAGGGUCGGAGGGUCGGAGGCCCAGGGCCUGGCCCGCGGGAUGAAGAUCCGUGUCAGCGGGAGAAGAAGGUCUGGGUGGGGGGCCGAGGGCCGGGGUCAGGGGACAAGGAACAGAGUCAGGGAUAGAGGGCCCAGCGGGCGCAGCGGCGGAGAGGGGCACUGGAAGCGAGGCGGAGCGGAGUGGAGCGGACGCCUCCCCACCCGGCCGCGGUGGCCCUCGGGGGCCUCCUGCCGGCCGUCGAUAGAGCGGCCUCAGCCCCGUGGACAGGGCGCCGCCCUCCGCUCCCCUCUCGUCCCCGCGGCUACUCGGCGCCGCAGCCCAGGCCCAACUCGCCAGGCCUCCCCUGCUGCCCGCAGGCCGUUGGCCUCCCAGGCCACGGAUUCGCCGCAGGAGGCGGCCCGGGUCGCAGGUGGCGCGGGUCAGGCACCAGGGCUCCGGGUUUCCCGGCCCCUCGGCCCGAAAGCCGCCCCCGAGUUCGGGGUCGAGGGUUGCAUCCCUGUCCCUUCCUCGGGGACGAGAGGGUCCACAGUCCCGCAGCCUUGCUCCAAAGAACUGCUGCAACCAAGCCCUCCAUUUUUCCCUUCUGGCCCCGUUUCUGGUGUGGGGGAGGAGGCAGGAACUGCGAGGGCGCCUCAGGAGCACGGCGGUGGGGGAGGGGGCGGCUCGGGGCCCUGCGCGGGGUCCGGGGGAGGCGGCUUCGGGGGUUCAGUGGCGGCAGCGUCAGGCGGCAAAUCCAGUGGUGGGGGCUGUGGAGGCGGCGGUAGUUACCUGGCCUCCUCCUCUUCCUCCGUGGCGGCAGCGGCGGGGGCCGCGGUGUUACCGGUGAAGAAGCCGAAAAUGGAGCACGUCCAGGCUGACCACGAGCUUUUUCUCCAGGCCUUUGAGAAACCAACGCAGUUCUAUAGGCUUCUUCGAACGCGAAAUCUUAUAGCGCCAGUAUUUUUGCAUAGAACUCUUACUUACAUGUCUCAUCGAAACUCCAGAACAAACAUCAAAAGGAAAACAUUUAAAGUUGAUGAUAUGUUAUCAAAAGUAGAGAAAAUGAAAGGAGAGCAAAAAUCUCAUAGCUUGUCAACUCAUCUGCAGCUUACAUUUACUGGUUUCUUCCACAAAAAUGAUAAGCCAUCACGAAAUUCAGAAAAUGAACAAAAUUCUGUUACCCUGGAAGUCCUGCUUGUGAAAGUUUGCCACAAAAAAGGAAAGGAUGUACGUUGUCCAAUAAGACAAGUUCCUACAGGUAAAAAGCAGGUGCCUUUGAAUCCUGACCUCAGUCAAACAAAACCUGGAAAUUUCCCGUCCCUUGCAGUUUCCAGUAAUGAAUUUGAACCUAGUAACAGCCAUAUGGUGAAGUCUUACUCAUUGCUAUUUAGAGUGACUUGUCCAGGAAGAAGAGAGUUUAAUGGAAUGAUUAAUGGAGAAACCAAUGAAAAUAUUGAUGUCAAUGAAGAACUUGCAGCUAGAAGAAAACGAAAUCGUGAAGAUGGAAAAACAUUUGUUGCACAAAUGACAGUAUUUGAUAAAAACAGGCGCUUACAGCUUUUAGAUGGGGAAUAUGAAGUAGCCAUGCAGGAAAUGGAAGAAUGUCCAAGAAGCAAGAAAAGAGCAACAUGGGAGACUAUUUAUGAUGGGAAGGUAUGGACUACUUAG
Kogia breviceps (pygmy sperm whale) is the source of this 1797-nucleotide messenger RNA. Lineage: Eukaryota; Metazoa; Chordata; Mammalia; Artiodactyla; Physeteridae. The record is from RefSeq and is a predicted model, not a curated record.